Molecule: messenger RNA, 2150 nt
Organism: Ilex paraguariensis (yerba mate)
Lineage: Eukaryota; Viridiplantae; Streptophyta; Magnoliopsida; Aquifoliales; Aquifoliaceae
Source: the annotation of a GenBank genome assembly
CCCUCCUCAACCCUCCAUUUCCUUGGCUCUUCUAUACCUCUACUUUCCAUUUUUCUCGGAAAGAAACAACACAUACAAGAAACGAGUGCUUUCACAUAUGCUUUCUAGUCUCAACCAAAGAGAGAAGCAGAAAAAAAAAUGAGAUACCCAGCUGUUAGUUAUGUCAGACAAAAUAAUAUUCUUCUCCUAAGAAGCUUCAUGAUCUUGUUGCUAAGCUGUGUGGCUAUUAAACUAGACCUCUGUUUUUCCAGUAUCCCUUCUUCUUUAAAGACACUUAGCCUCAAUGGUCAUUUCACUUUUGAUGAAAAUGAAUUCGCAGCCAGAGACUAUGGCAACAAGUAUCAUUUCCUCCCCAUGGCAGUUCUACAUCCAAAGUCAGUUUCAGAUAUUGCCACUACAAUACAGCAUAUUUGGCAAAUGGGUCCAAGUUCAGAGCUUACAAUAGCAGCUAGAGGACAUGGCCACUCAAUCAACGGCCAGGCACAAGCUCAAGGAGGAGUUGUUAUCAACAUGCAAUCACUUCAUGGACCAGAAAUGCAUGUUCACAUGGGCAGGUUUCCUUAUGUGGAUGUCUCUGGCGGCGAGUUGUGGAUAAAUAUUCUGCAUGAAACCCUCAAGUAUGGUUUAGCACCAAAGUCGUGGACCGAUUAUUUACAUCUAACAGUUGGCGGUACUUUGUCCAAUGCGGGGAUCAGUGGGCAGGCAUUUCGGCAUGGCCCCCAGAUCAGUAAUGUCCACCAGCUGGAGGUUGUUACAGGGAAGGGAGAAAUAAUAAAUUGUUCAGAAGAACAGAAUGCAGACCUCUUUCACAGUGUUCUUGGAGGACUUGGACAGUUUGGCAUAAUAACUCGAGCAAGAAUCUCUCUAGAACCAGCCCCAAAGAUGGUGAAAUGGAUUAGAGUGCUGUACUCAGAUUUCUCCACAUUCACCAGAGACCAGGAGUAUUUAAUAUCUGCAGAGAACACAUUUGAUUACAUUGAAGGACUAGUAAUUAGAAACAGGACAGGUCUCUUAAAUAACUGGAGAACAUCCUUCAGCCCACAAUACCCAGUUCAAGCCAGCCAAUUCACAUCAGAUGGGAAAACACUCUUCUGCCUUGAAUUAACCAAAAACUUCAACCCUGGCAAGACCAAUACAAUCAACCAGGAAAUUGAGGGCUUGCUAUCUCAAUUAAGAUAUAUUCCAUCUACACUUUUCAUGUCAGAAGUUCCAUAUGUAGAAUUCUUGGACAGAGUUCAUGCAUCAGAGCUCAAACUACGAUCAACAGGAAUGUGGGAAGUUCCACACCCAUGGCUCAAUCUUCUCAUUCCCAAAAGCAAAAUACACAGGUUUGCUGGAGAAGUUUUUGGCAACAUAGCAACAGAUACAAACAGUGGCCCUGUCCUCGUCUUCCCGGUCAACAAGUCAAAGUAAUAGUUCCAUGAAGUUAUCUAUGCAAUAAAUUUUCAAAUCUUUGGUCGCGUGACUCAUUGAUUCACUAAUAUUUUUUCAGGUGGGACAACAGAACCUCAUUCGUUGCUCCAGAGGAAGAUGUUUUUUAUUUAGUUGCAUUCCUUUCCCACGCAAUUCCCUUGUCCACAGGAACCGAUGGUUUAGAACACAUCUUAACUCGGAAUAAAAGAAUUUUAGAUUUCUGUGAGGCAGCCCACCUUGGAGGAAAGCAAUAUCUGCCCCAUUAUACUACAUACAAAGAGUGGCGAGCCCACUUUGGUCCACGCUGGGAAGUCUUCCAACAGAGGAAAUCAGCUUAUGACCCUCUGGCCAUCCUUGCUCCUGGCCAGAGAAUUUUUCGAAAGGCAAUAUCCAUCCUAUGACAUGGGUAACACUUCUAUUAAAAGGAGAGAAGGGACAUAUACGGUGCGGAAUUUCAUGCUCCACGCACUGAUUAUGGUGUUCUAUCCUCCGCAACAAGAUGAUGCCUUACAGCAUGUGCGAAAAAGGCUAGAGGCAUUUUGCUGAGUUUUACUAAAAGGAGGGAAGGUCCUUAUAGAUGGCUAGAGGCAAUUCGUGUAAAUUUGUUAAUAUUAUUUCAAUAUUUCUUCCACCUUUCAGCAAGUGUAGGUGUAUAAUGGGAAGGCUACCACCUGGUUGAAACUUUAUUAACUCAAGUUAAAGAUGUACCUGAAAUAUGAAUUACUUAAUUGCAAUUG